AUGCCCUCCCUGUUUGAGCGAGAGGCCAAGAAGGUGGUCAAAGAGCUAGGUAAAAAGGACUUGAAACCUGUCACCAGCUGCCACAACUCUACCCAAUUCCGCCCUUUCUGUCUGUUGAGGAAGAAGACGAGGAAUAUCCUUAGCUGUUUUUGGGAAAAGCCUCCAAUUCCCACUGAUUUCUCACUCCUGGAUAUUCUGGAUCCAAGUUCCACAGACCCAGAACUGACCCAUAAAGGACCCUUUUGCUUCUCUGACAAAGUGGAUGGGCAGCUGAAGGCUGGUGUGGAUGUGGAUACAGGACUAAAUGUAGAGGUGUCUGGUGGGGCCAUGUUGUCCCAUGGCUCCUCCCUGAAGAUGCAGACUCUUACUGUCCCCCAUGCCACAUGGACAACUCUGCAGAAGAAUAGGAAACUGUUGAAUCCAGAGCAUUCUUUCCUUUGGGAGUGUUGGAGCCGAGGGGAAGAUCUGUAUGUGGUGACAGAGGCUGUGGAAGUCCUGAACGAUACCAUUAUCAACAGCAUCAGCAAUAUGGAGAGUGAUGGGAAAAUUUCCUUCCUUGGAACGUCAAAUGUCAAGAGCCAAGGCCAAGGCCACAUAAGCACCAAGAAGUCAUUAUCUAUCCCUCCAGGCAGCAUCCUGGCUUAUAGGACAGUGAAGCUUCUUAUCAAGGAGAAGGAAUGGGCUCUGAAUGACACACAACAUAAUCUACUUGCCCAGUCCUUGGAGAAGAAGAUCGUACCUCAGCAGCUGGAACUGGUGAAAAGCAUCCUGGAGGCAAACUUCAAUCAGUUCCACAAAUGUUUCUUCCUCCUCCAACCGGAAUUCCUCUCCCUCCUCCAUGGAGAAGACCUGGACAUUACCCUAGGACUGGUAGAGGAAUGUGGUCUCAAGCUACAAAGGGCUGGUCAACUGCUCAUCUGGGAUCCAGAUGAAAAAAAUCUACUGUGUGCACUAUAUGGGGCUCUUUCAUGCUUGUUGUCACUAGCUGAGGACUAA
Molecule: messenger RNA, 996 nt
Organism: Trichosurus vulpecula (common brushtail)
Lineage: Eukaryota; Metazoa; Chordata; Mammalia; Diprotodontia; Phalangeridae
Product: gasdermin-C-like
Exons: 6
Coding region: 1-996 (331 amino acids)
Biological process (GO): defense response to bacterium; pyroptotic inflammatory response
Molecular function (GO): phosphatidylinositol-4,5-bisphosphate binding; phosphatidylserine binding; phosphatidylinositol-4-phosphate binding
Source: RefSeq, a predicted model, not a curated record